Messenger RNA from Saprolegnia parasitica CBS 223.65, 975 nucleotides. RefSeq lists its product as hypothetical. The transcript has 2 exons. The record is from RefSeq and is a predicted model, not a curated record. Gene Ontology annotation, cellular component: cytoplasm. Gene Ontology annotation, molecular function: electron-transferring-flavoprotein dehydrogenase activity; flavin adenine dinucleotide binding. Lineage: Eukaryota; Oomycota; Saprolegniomycetes; Saprolegniales; Saprolegniaceae. Bases 1 to 975 code for a protein of 324 amino acids.
AUGGUCCAGCAACCCCACGUUGUCGUCAUUGGAGGCGGUCCCGCCGGCAUCCAGUUUGCCCAAGCGCUCGCGUCCAAGGUCUCGUCUGCCGUCAAGAUCACGGUGAUCGAGAAACAAAGCUUUACGUUUCACGCCGUGGGAAUUCCUCGCGCACUUGUCGACAAGUCCAGCUACCCGGGGCCAAUCAAAGUGCCCGGCGACGUCGUCAACCGCACCACCAUCGAAGCUGCCCUCAACGAGAGCAUCGACCGCAUUGCGGCUGCGUCCAGCGUCGUUCUCAUCGGUGGCGGUGCUGUCGGCUGCGAGAUUGCCGGCGAAAUUGCAAGUGCGUACCCCAACAAGACAGUGACGCUUGUCGACGGCAACCGCGAGCUCAUGGCGCACGCCGGUGUCUCGGCCAAGUUUCGCGCCCGCCUGGCUGCGAGCUUGGAAGCGCGCGGUGUCCAUAUCUUGCUCAACGAACGCCUCGCGCUGCGUCCGAGUGCGAGCUCGUUCGAGCGUCAAACGCUGACCUUUACGAGUGGCAAGACCCUCACGGCCGACGUGCAGCUGGUGACGUCGGGCAUGUCACCCAAUACGCAGCUCAUGGCAGCCUUUCGCCCGGCGCUCGCGACGCCGCAGGGCAUUCGCGUCAACGGCAGUCUCCAAGUCGACGAUCCGUCACUGCGCCAUGUCUUUGUCCUUGGCGACGCGAGCAACCACCCGUCGCCCAAGCUGGCCAUGCUUGCAGGCGAGCAGGCGGCGUUCCUCGCCAAGGCGCUGGCCAAGACCAUCAAGAAAGGCACACCAAUUCCAAUGUUCAAGACGGGCGAGGUCACGGCGAUGCUCGUGCCAACGGGUCCGAGCGGCGGCGUCGGGCAGCUCCCCAUGUUUGGCGGUGUCGUUGUCGGUGACUGGCUCGUACGCGCCGCCAAAGGCAAAGAUUACUUUGCGAGCAUGACGUGGGGCAAGUGGAAGGCGACGUUGACUCCUUGA